Xenopus tropicalis (tropical clawed frog) is the source of this 1796-nucleotide messenger RNA. It is a transcript of the gene accsl2, whose product is annotated as hatching enzyme/asticin-like metalloendopeptidase family member gene 2. The record is from RefSeq and is a predicted model, not a curated record. Gene Ontology annotation, molecular function: zinc ion binding; metalloendopeptidase activity; metallopeptidase activity. NCBI's taxonomy places the organism in Eukaryota, Metazoa, Chordata, Amphibia, Anura, Pipidae. Gene Ontology annotation, cellular component: cortical granule. The coding region runs from base 145 to 1623 and encodes 492 amino acids. Gene Ontology annotation, biological process: proteolysis. The transcript is spliced from 11 exons.
CUGUAUGUUUCAAUGAUUGUUCCUUACUGAACCCCCCAUAUUUCUUUUACCUCUACCAUAUGUCAUUUGUCUCUUUUCCCACCUCCAGGACUUCAAACCGAUUCGGGUCGGCCCUCAUAGGCUCUUAAAACAGCUGAUUCUUGAAUGGUACUUUCCCCUCUGCUCAUUGGAUGUAUUUGUUUUCCAGUUGCCGUGGACCAGUUACCCUCUGGCAAUUAUGAAGAUGAAGAAGCUUAUCAUGAGGACGUAUUCUCCCAAAUACUCAAGUCCAAUAAUGGCACUGUAAAGAAGCUGUGGCAAGGAGACAUUGCGAUAGAGACUGGGCGCAGCGCAACCAAAUGUACCAGCUGCCUCUGGCCCAAAUCAGCUGAUGGGACCGUCAGGGUCCCUUAUAGACUCUCCGCUGAUUACAGUGACAACGAGAAGAGUUCCAUCAGGGACGCCCUGCUAGAGUUCAACACUCUGACCUGUGUCCACUUUGUGGAACGUUCCACAGAAGAAGACUUCUUGGACAUUGUCUCUGACUCUGGAUGUUGGUCUUCCAUUGGGCGGACUGGAGGGGCUCAGACCCUAUCGCUUAUGAGCAGCGGCUGCCUGGCUAAGGGGAUCAUCCAACAUGAGGUGGAUCACGCUCUGGGGUUCUACCACGAACAGAGCCGGAGUGACCGCGACACCUACAUCGAUGUCCUGUGGCAGUAUAUCUGUGAAUCUGACUGGGGAAGCUUUGAGAUGGUCGACACCGAUAAUCUGGAUUUGCCCUAUGACUACUCCUCCGUAAUGCACUAUGGCUGGUAUGCUUUCUCCAACACAUCCGGGCAGCCAAGUCUCAGACCCAAGCCUGACCCAACUGCUAAUAUUGGGCAGAGAUAUGGACUGAGCCCACUGGAUGUUUCCAAAGUCAAAGAGCUUUACGGCUGCAAGCUGUGUACUUACCUACUUACUGGUGUCAAUGGAUCUUUGGAUUCUCACAACUACAUGUCUGAAUAUCCCACUGAAACAAGCUGUCUCUGGCUUAUACGAGUCAAUAAAAAUAAAGUCUUGUUGCAGUUUGACACAUUCCGCAUGUCGCCCUCUGGUGGCUGCACAGAUAAUUACAUCAUGGUGUACGAUGGCCCGAGCAGAUCCUCCCGUGUGUUGGUAGAGAGGGCAUGUGGCAGCCUGGAGUUACCUCUGCUGGUGGCAUCUAGUGGUGUCCUGCUGGUGGAAUUUGUUCACCAGAAAGGUUUAAGAGCGUCAGAAACAGAAUUCAGGGCAUCCUACAGCUCAGUGGAUUGUGGUGGAACCUACAGAAAUGAUAAUGGGACAGUGACCUCCCCUGGUUACCCGAAUCCGUAUACCAAUUUGGUGCAUUGCAUGACAACGAUCUGGGCCCCCCCAGGUUAUCAGAUUAUUCUGAACUUCACGCUCUUUGAGUUGGAAUAUUCCUUCUCCUGCUCCUAUGAUUAUCUCCUGAUCCAUGAUGGCAGUCAGCCCAGCUCCCCUGAAGUGGGAAGGUUCUGCUCCGAUAUGGAAAUCCCCACCAUCGUGUCCACAGGCAACGUCCUCCUCUUGCAGUUCUACAGCGACCACUGGAUGAACAAUCUGGGCUACAGAGCUGACUAUCACUUUGUACCAGCAUUAUAAAUAUUCUGUUCUACAGCAGCCGAUACCUGUGGAGACUUGAUUCUGGGUACUUGGUGGUGCCCCCCUCAUGUAUCUUGGGUUCAUGCUAUUGCUACUCAUUCCCUACUAUAGGCACCAUCUCACCCUACUAUACCUGCUAUCCCACAGCCCCAGUCCCUUCCCAGAGGCUAUUA